AUCCCGAGGGCGGGCGGCAACCAUUGGUGGGCCGAGCCAGCCCGGGUUCCCGGAUGAGGGAACAUUCUGCGGUAUAAAGGGCGCGAGGAAGGCGGGAGACGGCGCAGUUUGAAUCGCGGUACGACGGAGGAGUGGGCGCCGGGAUCUCGCUGUGCGUCCGCCUGGCCUCGUCUCUUCCUCGCUUAUCCGAGCUUCAGCACAGUCCGAGAUGGCUGGCGGUAAGGCUGGAAAGGACUCCGGAAAGGCCAAGACAAAGGCGGUUUCCCGCUCGCAGCGAGCCGGCUUGCAGUUCCCUGUGGGCCGUAUUCAUCGACACCUGAAAUCCAGGACAACCAGCCACGGACGUGUGGGCGCGACCGCCGCUGUGUACAGCGCAGCCAUCCUGGAGUACCUCACCGCAGAGGUACUUGAAUUGGCAGGAAAUGCAUCAAAAGACUUAAAGGUAAAGCGUAUUACCCCUCGUCAUUUGCAACUUGCUAUUCGUGGAGAUGAAGAGUUGGACUCUCUGAUCAAGGCUACAAUUGCUGGUGGUGGUGUCAUCCCACAUAUCCACAAAUCUCUGAUUGGGAAGAAAGGACAACAGAAGACCGUCUAAGGAUGCCUGGAUUUCUUAUUAUCUCAGGACUCUAAAUAUUCUUAACAGCUGUCCAGUGUUGGUGAUUCCAGUGGACUGUAUCUCUGUGAAAAACACAAUUUUGCCUUUUUGUAAUUCUAUUUGAGCAAGUUGGAGGCUUAAUUAGCCUUCCAACCAACCAAAUUUCUGCAUUUGAGUCUUAACCAUAUUUAAGUGUUACUGUGGCUUCAAAGAAGCUAUUGAUUCUGAAGUAGUGGGGUUUUUGAUUGAGUUGACUGUUUUUAAAAAACUGUUUGGAUUUUAAUUGUGAUGCAGAAGUUAUAGUAACAAACAUUUGGUUUUGUACAGACAUUAUUUCCACUCUGGUGGAUAAGCUCAAUAAAGGUCAUAUCCCAAACUA
Molecule: messenger RNA, 974 nt
Organism: Meriones unguiculatus (Mongolian gerbil)
Lineage: Eukaryota; Metazoa; Chordata; Mammalia; Rodentia; Muridae
Product: histone H2A.Z
Exons: 5
Coding region: 209-595 (128 amino acids)
Cellular component (GO): nucleosome
Molecular function (GO): structural constituent of chromatin; protein heterodimerization activity; DNA binding
Source: RefSeq, a predicted model, not a curated record